UAAUGGCGCUGCUUGAGUCAUAGUAUUAAUAUAAACAAUCGUAAGGAGGCAGUGCAGGAAAAUCAAGACCACGUGAGUAGUUUAUUUGGACCUUGCUUACCUGAAUUAUGUCUUACUGAUAUAGACUUCAGUUUCCUUUGGAAUCUGCACAUGUUUUAGGCAAUGAUUUGAUGAAGCAACCAGAGUAAGAUUCACACGUGAAUACUGGUAACAUUCGGAAAGAAGUGUAGAGGAGGAGAUAUAUUUGCAAUAUUUGGGAUCAUUCCUACCUGCUUGGAAACGAUUGCGUGGCAGUUGGGAAUCACCUGCCAGUGGUCAUAAAUUUUCAGAUAUUGAGGGGGUAAACUGUCACGUUUACGUCAGAAUGAACGUCGAUGACAAAGUGGAGGAGUGAUUCGUAACAGAUCUCAGAGUCCAUUUUGCUGCGUGUCAGUUUUUACAUCGCCGACUACACCAAAUUUCCAUAAUUUUCAACUCCCGUCUUAACGUCCAAAUCGAUCUUGUUGUAAGAGACACAGAAAAUAUCGAUGUUCAAACUAGAAGAAUCGAAAAAGACCAUUCCUUUCGACUUCGGGAGAAUUUCUCCCAGAACUAAGAUUACGUCAUUAGCGCAACUUCGCAAGGGCGAUCAUGUCAUGGAAGAAAGUCCUUUGGGUUACUGGCAUCACUUCAUUGUGGAUAAAGUAAAGCCAAAAUUUGCGUGGGUCAUACACAAGACUGGUGAUCAAGACACUGGUUUUAGAUCUCUUCGAGAAAGUGACCCCACUACCAAAGGGGAAGUUUCGAGGACUAAAUUCGUUCUCGAGCCUGACCAAGUUGUUUAUAGAAUAGAGUACCCCCAAACGGAUGAGGUAGAUGGGUUUGUGGUGUUCUCCUCGGAUGAGGUGGUGCGACGGGCGAGAAAGCGCUUGGGAGAACGGUAUUACAACGCCUUGACAAGCAACUGCGAACACUUUUGUCGAGAUUGCAAAGCAGGCAAACCUGAGAGCUACCAAUCUUAUGAUGUUAUAUGGACCGUUGGAAGACUGUUGUUUGUCUUUCUGCAGGGAUUACUGGGGGGAAUAGUGUUCAUUGUUGCUUCUACAACAGGUUUGUUAGCUCAGACAUCACUGUUACUAAUGGGCCAUGUAGUAGGUGUUGUAGUGGGACUUGUGCAAGAUGCUCUGUGGAUAGCAUUUGUUGUUAUUACAGCUGAUCUUGCUAGAACCAAAGGUCAUGUGACACCUGUAGAUGCUGAAAAGAUCAAAGCUAAAAGAGUAACACCAAUAGUGUCAGGAUUUGUGGGAGGGGUGGGAGGGGCAGCCCUUGGCUACUACCACAUCCCAUUACCAGUAAUUGGUAGUGUUCUUGGGGCAGUUAUUGGAAACUUUCUCUGUCAAGCUUUGGGUCUUCUAGUUGGUAGAUGGGUUUCAACCUUUUUAAAGUAACAGACCAUGUUGUGUCCAUGAUAUCACCAUUAUUCACCAGAAUUCAGAUUGGGUGGGUAGAUAGAUUAAUGGUAAUUUGUAUUAAAUUAUGGAAUUAAAGUACUUCCUUGUUAAAUUAUUAUUAUUAUGAAAAUGGCACUCACAAAUCUGCUCUGUGGAUUUUGAUACUGUUCUUAGGUAUCCAAUUUAGAAGUGUCAGUAAAGGCAUAAACAGGUUUUUUUUCCUAAUUUGGUGACCUGCACUUUUAGAAGGUCUUAUUGAUAAUGUUACAAGCUCCAAUGGACAAUGUUGCCAUGGUAACCAAAAGGUCAGAUAAUUGAAACACAAUAUCGUAUUCAGAAUGGAAAGGGAAGGAGACAAACAUCUUUACAGCACAUCAAAAAUGAAAUGAGAUAUCUCAGGACUUUAAAAAAAAAAAAAUAAUAAUAAUAAUAAUAAUAACUAAAAGGACUUUCAUUUGACAAACAAUAACAAAAAACAUCUUUAUUACUUAUCAGAGCCAUAACUUUUAAGUCAUUGUUUUAAUAAAACAAAAAAGAUUGUCUUAUAUACUAUAACUACUACUUAAUAGUUCAUGUUCAUGACUUGUAUUAAAACAUGUGUACUACCAAGUAGAGGUAAAAAGGCACCAUAUUCAGAGAGAAGGGCUGAUGUUUUCUCAGUGUAACUCAACACAUUUUAUACAUUCAUUUAUUUAUCUAAUUAAAAUUAUUUAGCUCAGUCUCUCUGAAAUGAAACUUUUGAAUAGUAAAUCUAACAGAAACAUUUGGUUUACAAAGAAGAACCAAAGAAAUUUAUUUAUCUUUUUACUGGGUUCACUAAAUAGAUAUUUCUUACCUUUGAAUUUACAGGCAAGAAAAUUUAUUUUUAAGUGGUCCUUGUACUUAAUUUUUUCUAGAAGAUGCCUCUUUUGUGAAUUUAGGUGACCACCAAAGGCUUUCAGCCUAAACAAUUAGUAUUUUUGUGAACCACUCUUCAAAGAGGUUUAACCAGAGAUUUGGGAGCAAGAAUAUUAAACAAAAUUACAGUGAA
Stylophora pistillata is the source of this 2460-nucleotide messenger RNA. RefSeq lists its product as uncharacterized. The record is from RefSeq and is a predicted model, not a curated record. Lineage: Eukaryota; Metazoa; Cnidaria; Anthozoa; Scleractinia; Pocilloporidae.